CAACCCAAAACUGAUUCAAAUCCCAAACCCCCAAAAGUACUUGAUGAGGAUUUCUUGGGUCCGGCCCAGUGUCUGAAUCAGAAAUACACAUGGCUGUCUUGCUCUAAAGUGUUUUGUCCUCCAUGGAGGCGAUGCAUCGGAGGACAGUGUGUCUGUAAGAUGCCGUACAAAUGUCCACGGCUGAAAAACACCUGUACUCUGGACGGAUCCGUGUAUUACUCCAUGUGUCAGGCCAACGCCAUCUCCUGCAGAACCAAGACGCCCACUUUCUCACACUUCAGCUCAUCCUGCAAAGCGGGAGACAAGGUGCAUGUGAGCGUCUCUAAGUCUCAUAACGUGGUCGAGAUAAAAACUCGUUUGGGGAAAAUGCUGGUAUGUGGCAAGGACUGGAAUAUGGCUGCAGCAAAUGUGGUUUGUCGAAACCCUCUGAAUGUCGACAGAGGAGCAGAGAAUGCGUCUAAAAUCAAAUAUAUAUCUCUUGGUAAAGCUACUCAAUGGCCAAAUGAGUGUAUGAGGAUUCGCUGCAUGGGAUCUGAGCUCUCAUUGGCCGAGUGUACGAUCCAUAAUCCAGAGCCAAUCACAGCAAACACUGAGGUGGCCGUCGCAAAGUGUUAUAAGGAGCCUACAGGCGAAUGUAAGAAGUUCAUCUGUGUGAACGGGAAGUGUUUAGGCCAUGAAAAAACCUGCAAUGGUGUUGAUGACUGUGGAGACAACAGUGACGAGAUGUGCUGCCAAAAAACUGACAAAGCAAGAUCAGAGACGCAGUGUGGCGUUCCCAAUAUGGAGUACGAGUACAAACAAGACGAUCACCAUUCACGCCGGAAACGUUUGGCAGGAUGGGAAGAGACCUUACCGACUCAGAUACAGUGGCAGGUGGCCAUUCAGGACGAAGGCCUGUUCCACUGCGGAGGGGCGUAUUUGGGCGGCUGCUGGGUUUUGACCGCCGCCCACUGUGUCAGGCCCAAACCGAAGUCCUUCCGAAUCUACUUCUCUCUCUGGAAAAACCAUCGUAAACAGUCAACGACGGACAUCAUCCCGGUGAAGAAUAUCAUCAUCCAUAAUGAAUAUAACCCUCAAACCUACGCGAACAACAUCGCUUUGGUGCAGCUGGAGGAGAUGGAUGUUUCGGGCAAGUGCAUGCAGGACAAUCCCGCGGUCCGAGCCGUCUGCGUGCCCUGGUCCACCCAACAGUUCCAGCCCAACGACACCUGCACCAUCUCCGGCUGGGGCCGCGAUAGAGCAUCGACUCUGAAAUGGGCAAAUGUGACGCUUAUCGGCGACUGCCAGAAUUAUUACAAGGACAUUUUCCUCCCUGGAAUGGAGUGUGCAGGUGACCUGGAGGGGAAGGUGGACUCGUGUCAGGGCGACUCCGGAGGGCCGCUGGUGUGUACAGACGCGUCUGGUUUGUCGUACGUGUGGGGAAUAGUGAGCUGGGGUGAUAAAUGCAGCAAACCCAAUCAUCCUGGCGUCUACACUAAAGUGGCGCAUUAUUUCGACUGGAUCCGCUUCUACACAGGCUGGCCGGCCGUUACCAAAUUUAACCAGUAAAACGAAGCAACAGACCAGUUCACAUUUGCUGAUUGAUGCUGUUACCGCAUGCUGUGUGCUUUUGGUUUUUCUCCUAUUAAAGUGCUG
Sinocyclocheilus rhinocerous is the source of this 1635-nucleotide messenger RNA. RefSeq names its product complement factor I-like. Gene Ontology annotation, cellular component: membrane. Lineage: Eukaryota; Metazoa; Chordata; Actinopteri; Cypriniformes; Cyprinidae. The record is from RefSeq and is a predicted model, not a curated record. The transcript has 11 exons. Gene Ontology annotation, molecular function: serine-type endopeptidase activity; protein binding. The annotation marks the transcript as partial. Gene Ontology annotation, biological process: proteolysis.